CAAUACGUGCGUUCCAGACCUUAGUUCGUAAAAUGCGCCGCAGAUACUUCAACUUUUGGGCUUCAGCUCUACUUGUGGCCAUUUCACUUGCCGGCGGGGAACCAAAGAAGCUCGUUGUAUUCGACACCAUAGAAUGUGCCAUCAAAAGCAGUGUCUUCGCAAAGGUGGAGUGUAAGCUGUAUUCCCGAAUUGAAUUUAAUGCCCUUUUCACCCUUGGCGAAAAGGAGAAUGCUGACAAAAUGUUGGGAGUUUGCGAAGUACAAAUCUAUCCCAGAGGUCAGAAGAAGAUAACGAGGAUAAAGAACCUGAGAAUGGACUUUUGCCAACUGAAGAAGCAUACCGAAAAGCGCUCAGUACUGGGCAUAUACUACCAAGCAGUACGCCGAGCUGUGGUCGAUUUUCCCAAAAAGUGUCCCUUCCAAAAGAACACCACAUAUGCCGUGAAUCGGUUGCAUUUGCGCUGGCAAGACGUGCCGCAGUAUCUACCCGAAUCUAACUUCACUUUUAGGGGCAAGAUCUAUGCGAACGAUGAGCUAGCACUCGAGGUCAAGCUGACUGGCGGUUUUUUUGAAAUUCGCAACGAUUCUGUCUAUAGGAAGCCCCUAUUGGAAUCAGCAUAAAACUUGUGGGUCGUUAAAAAAGUAACUGUCUAAAUAAUAUUAAAAUUAUGGCCAGCUGCAAGCCACUUCUUCUGUAUUUAAAACCUAUUAUUUUAUGUAUAUACUUAACAAUUUAUGAGGUGCUGAGAACGACACCA
Messenger RNA from Drosophila teissieri, 757 nucleotides. RefSeq lists its product as uncharacterized. The record is from RefSeq and is a predicted model, not a curated record. NCBI's taxonomy places the organism in Eukaryota, Metazoa, Arthropoda, Insecta, Diptera, Drosophilidae. The coding region runs from base 33 to 620 and encodes 195 amino acids. The transcript is spliced from 3 exons.